AUGUCGACGCUGAAGCCGAAGCCGAAGCACCGCCCCUUCUGCUUCAGCGUGAAAGGCCACGUGAAGAUGCUGCGGCUGGCACUAAAUGUGACAUCCAUGACCUUUUUUAUCAUUGCACAAGCCCCUGAACCAUACAUUGUCAUCACUGGAUUUGAAGUCACUAUUACUUUCUUUUUCAUACUUUUAUAUAUUCUGAGGCUUGAUCGAAUAAUGGACUGUUUAUUUUGGCCUUUGCUUGAUAUUAUCAACUCAGCGAUAGCAGCAAUAUUCAUGAUAAUCAUAUCUGUGUUGUCACUGUUACCAGAAACCACAACAUUUAUAGUCCUUGGAGGGGUGUUUGGACUCCUAGUAGCAGUGUGCUGUAUUGCCGAUGGGGUCCUUAUGUACCGGAAGCUUCUAUUUAAUCCAAGUGGUCCUUAUCAGAAACGUACGAUUCAUGACAAAAUAUAA
Molecule: messenger RNA, 450 nt
Organism: Canis lupus familiaris (dog)
Lineage: Eukaryota; Metazoa; Chordata; Mammalia; Carnivora; Canidae
Gene: CKLF
Product: chemokine like factor
Exons: 4
Coding region: 1-450 (149 amino acids)
Cellular component (GO): membrane
Source: RefSeq, marked inferred